Molecule: messenger RNA, 872 nt
Organism: Erigeron canadensis
Lineage: Eukaryota; Viridiplantae; Streptophyta; Magnoliopsida; Asterales; Asteraceae
Product: vesicle-associated membrane protein 721-like
Exons: 5
Coding region: 29-694 (221 amino acids)
Biological process (GO): vesicle-mediated transport
Cellular component (GO): membrane
Source: RefSeq, a predicted model, not a curated record
UGAUCAUAUAUCUAUAUAUCAAAAAAUAAUGGGACAACAAUCAUUGAUCUAUAGUUUUGUUGCAAGAGGAACAGUAAUAUUAGCAGAAUUCACUGAAUUCACUGGUAAUUUCACCAAUAUUGCUUCUCAAUGUCUUCAGAAACUUCCUGCCACAAACAAUAAGUUUACUUAUUCAUGUGAUGGUCAUUCUUUUAACUAUCUUGUUGAAGAUGGUUUUACAUAUUGUGUGGUUGCCGUGGAAGCAGUUGGCCGUCAGAUACCAAUGGCUUAUCUCGAGAGAAUUAGAGAUGACUUUACCAAGAAAUAUGCUGGAGGGAUAGCUGCAACAGCUGUCGCCAAGAGUCUGAACAAAGAAUUCGGACCCAAGCUAAAGGAGCAGAUGCAGUAUUGUGUGGACCAUCCAGAAGAGAUCAACAGGCUUUCAAAAGUCAAGGCCCAGGUUUCAGAAGUCAAAGGUGUGAUGAUGGAGAAUAUUGAGAAGGUUCUUGACCGUGGAGAGAAGAUUGAGCUUUUAGUUGAUAAAACCGAGACCCUUCAUUCUCAGGCACAAGGUUUUAGGACGCAGGGUACGCAGUUGAGAAGAAAAAUGUGGUUGAAGAAUAUGAAAGUGAAACUGAUAGUUCUAGCAGUCAUCAUUGCACUGGUUCUCCUUAUAUUUUUCUCAGCUUGUCAUGGUGUCAAAUGUCUCAAGUGAAUGUGCAUCUUGGUUUUACUUUGCUAAUUUGGUUGUCCAUGAUUUUGUUCCUUUUUUCUUUCUUUUCUUUCUCUUUGGGUUGACUAUAAAAGCUUAUUUUAUGAAACAAUGCUUGUAUAGGUUGUACCUAUGAAGUUAUUAUGAUGAUAUUACAUAUAUAUUAUAGAGGCCAUUCUAA